This is a messenger RNA of Camelina sativa (false flax), 432 nucleotides long. RefSeq lists its product as uncharacterized. The record is from RefSeq and is a predicted model, not a curated record. NCBI's taxonomy places the organism in Eukaryota, Viridiplantae, Streptophyta, Magnoliopsida, Brassicales, Brassicaceae. Gene Ontology annotation, molecular function: zinc ion binding.
AUGGGUGAGAGAGGAAGAGGAAUUCCAAAGAAAUGUAGAUGUGGAGAGAAUGCAUUCUUGAGAACAUCAAAGACUGUGAAAAAUCCAGGGAGACUUUUUUAUGCAUGUCCAUUUGCAGAUGAGAAAAGUCAUGGUCACUUGUUCAAGUGGACCGAUGAAUCAAUGGUUGAAGAGAUUGAAGAUAUGAUUCCGAGAAUUAAUGAUCUUGAAGGAGCUUCAUUGACCUUAAGAAAAGGUUUAGAUGUGUGCGAAUCAGAAAUGGAAACUCUUGCAAUGGAGACUCGCACAUGUGAAGCUGUGGUCAGCCGAUUUGAUAAAGAGCUAAGGAGUUUUGAGAAAGAACUUCAAGGAUGCAAGAUGGAAUUGCGUGGAUUGAAGAACAUUGUCGUGUGUGUUGUGUUGAUGGUUCUUGUUUAUGUGUUUGUAUUGUAA